Molecule: messenger RNA, 250 nt
Organism: Paramecium octaurelia
Lineage: Eukaryota; Ciliophora; Oligohymenophorea; Peniculida; Parameciidae
Source: the annotation of a GenBank genome assembly
AUAGUAUUAUUAUAAAUGUGAUUGAUGGACCUUUACUUGAAACCAAUUAUGAUCAUUGAUUGCCUGACCAUUAGGAUGAUCGCAGAAGAACUAUUGCUGAGCAAUCAUUGCUCAAUUGCAAACUAAUCUCUUAAAUGAUUUCGGAGUGCUAGCUGUAAUGGACACUUAUCCCAUUCAUAAUGAAGAUACUUUCUUUACUACUAAAAUGAAUGCUAAAUAUAAUAAGUUAAUAGCAUUUGGAUAACUUAAU